UAAAAUAUUGAUUACUUUAGAGGAAUCAAGCCAGCCAUGACUUGGUAAACUAUGAUUAAAAACUAUGACUUAUGUUGUGAGAUCCUAGUGAAUGCUUUUCUUAUAGAAAGCUAUAACUUUUGUCUGUUUGUUACAACAACCAAUUAGGUAGAGUAAUGACUUUAAUGACCUGGAGUAAGUUGCCUGUUUUUAAGGUCACCAGGGGUGUCCUGUUCCUGUCUUUAUAUAACUUCCCUGAGAAGCAGGGGAUAUUUUGUGAUUUGGAGAUAAAAGGAAAGAUGGACCUGAGGUUUAAUUUGAUUCCCAUAUUCCUGAAGGGUUACAAAAAUAGUUUGAAGUGAUGUGUAAGCACAAUACUCCCCAGGACUUUGCUCCAUACAUAAAGUGGAACUGUGAUCAGUGACUGUUAUGUGAUAAUAAAUUGACGAAUUCUUAACACUGCUCUUGUUACAUUGCGAGCUGGUAAGUUGACAGAAUGAUUGGAUUUCUUAUCACAAGAGUAUUAUAGCACCGUUUCCCAAGCUAGCAUCCUUCAUGUCUUGCAUCAUUCCUAGCUCCUUCCUGCUUGGAUACAAUGGUGCUUUCUUAGCCUAGCUCAUUUGAAGGUCAUUAGAAGGACAACCAGAAUCUUGACUGAAGAUUGUCCUUAAGAUGCACCACUGGAGAUGUGUGUUCCCUGCCAUGUGAUAGUUGACUGUAAUGAGUUGCACAUUUACAGCUGCAGCUGUAAGGCGGGGACCCUGUUUUCCGCUCACUCCUGUCUCUGCUCUGUUGAGUAUCUGCCUCUUUAAAAAGUGUGUGCGCGCAUAAAGCCAAAGCCGCACUGCAAAGUGCUGGGGAAGCUUAGCUUUGCUGCGAAGCCCGACCCUGAGUGAAACCUAACUAGCUAGGCAAUCUGCAAUUCCUGAUUGACAGCAGGACUAGCAUUAUGCAAAUGGAGCCUGAGAGAAGAGCCGCUGGGGAACAGAACCGUGAUCUGGGGGCUCUGUUAGGGAUCUCUCUACACACGCCUCCUCUAAAUCCAGUCUCUUUGCUUGUUGUUGUUUUUCCUCUUUCUCCUUUUUGCAGAGGUGGUGCAGCUUAAUAACCAAUAAAUGCCUCCCCUUACCCAUUAAAAAGUUGUCCUUUUCUUGAGCAUGAAUAAAUCCAGUCUUCCGUGCAGUUCCUUUUUUUUUCUAUCAGCAAAAGAGAUGUGUGUAAGCUCGUAAACUCAGGAUGAAUUGGGUAAUAUUUGGCAGGGUAACGUGCUAAUCUUUAAACCUUUAUGUUUUCAAUCCUGUUUAAAUGUAGGGUUUUUUUGGCACAAAAAUGCCUGUGCGUGCGCACUACCCCCCUCUUCUCUUCUCCUUCAGUCUGAAGCCUUAUGUAGGUCAGGCUUGGCUUAACCAGAUUUCACGAACCUGCGUCAGCUUAAGCUGAAGGAAUUUUAAUAAACCCUCCCCUGUAGGCGUGGGCCUAAAUGAGACAAGCCUAGUUAAGCCUGAUCUUUCUUCUGUUUGUGAAAAAGAGCUGAGCAGAGCUAGGAUCUGUGUGGUGAUUUCAGGAACUGCUUAUUCUUCAGGCUGGAGAGGACGAUGGUUGGGAAGGCCAGAUCCUCGAAUUUCACUUUGUCUGAAAAGCUUGAUUUGCUGAAACUUGUCAAGCCAUACGUUAAUAUUCUCGAGGAACACACCAACAAACAUUCAGUCAUAGUGGAAAAAAACAAAUGCUGGGACAUCAUAGCUGAUAACUACAAUGCCAUUGGAGUUGACCGCCCUCCUCGCACUGCCCAGGGCCUGCGCACACUAUACAAAAGGCUCAAGGAAUAUGCCAAGCAGGAACUCUUACAGCAAAAGGAGACCCUUUGUGACUACAAAGGCUACAUCUCUGAACCGACUAAGAAAGUUGUGGAAAUGAUCCCUCAGAUUUCCACUGUGUGUUUGAGAGAGAGGAAUAAUCUGCCAUGUGCUACCCUGGCAAAAGAAACAGUUGCUACUACAAGUUCUCCUCAGCUAAUGUUGGAGCCCCAUCCUGCUGCCAUCACACUGGAACUGGGUCCAGAAGAAGAGGAUGUGAAGCCACCACCUUCACUAAUACUUGAAUUGCAAGCACAGGACAACUUAGAGCAAAGAGAUCAACAGCAUAUGGUCCAUGUCAUGGAGAGAUCUCCAUCAACUUCCCUGUCUUCUGUGGAUAUAAGAAUGCUAUCUCCAUCGCCUAUCCCCAGGCGAGAUGAGUUUUUUAGGCUUGAAAGUGGAGAACGAUUUAGGCCAGCAUGUGGAGGGUAUGAUCCACAAAUGUUGCAAAUGCUCAAAGAAGAACAUCACAUAAUUUUGGAAAAUCAAAGGAAAAUUGGCCUCUAUAUCCAAGAAAAAAGGGAUGGGUUGAAAAGGAGACAGCAACUGGAAGAAGAGCUUUUGAGAGCAAAAAUUAAAGUAGAAAAAUUAAAGGCAAUACGAUUACGUCGUGAUCUUCCUGAAUUCAACAGUCUUUGAAUAUAAAGCAAUUCUGCAUAAAACCGUGCUUAUUCUGUGUUUGAUUAGAAAAUAUCGGUUACUUUAUUUGGAUGGAUUGGAAGUGGAUGGACAAAAUAAUUUGUUUU
Molecule: messenger RNA, 2581 nt
Organism: Thamnophis elegans (Western terrestrial garter snake)
Lineage: Eukaryota; Metazoa; Chordata; Lepidosauria; Squamata; Natricidae
Gene: FSBP
Product: fibrinogen silencer binding protein
Exons: 2
Coding region: 1575-2474 (299 amino acids)
Source: RefSeq, a predicted model, not a curated record